UUAAGGUGUGUGCUAGCCUAAUCUUGUCCACAUUUUUUGUUGUUGUCUAGAUUUUGAAAUUCAUGAUAAAGUUUAUUACUUCCAUUACUCAACCUUCAUUGAUCUCCCAACAGUGUCUCCUUUUAAGAACAACAUUUGGGUAUGCUGAGUUUUGGUAACAUUUGGCAAGGGGCUUAGGGCCCACUUUGUUGUUUGGGAAAGUUAAAUGGAAAAAUUCCAAUAGCGCUGUAGCGCCAUCUGGUCACAAUUAUUUGGUUUUCGUUUCUUUUUCCGUUAACUCAUUUUCAUGCGAUAUGACAAAAUCAUUUGGUAUCGCAAAAUAUUGUGCGUCAGCUACAAUAGCAUCGAUUAUCCUUCCACUGUGCAUUGCUGGAUUGCUUUGAAAUCCAUAUUUAUUAAGCAGAAAGGUCACUGCACUGACUACUUCGUUAAAAUCAUCAUCCAGUCGAACAGUACGCGUCGUUUUCAGUGAACUAGGAGAUGAAGUCUUGAUAAAUUAUCAUGGCCCUAAACCAAGCUCUUUGUUGGUAUCAACAUAAAAUCGGCGCCUACGACAAACAGAUCUGGGAAGAAACAGUUGAACAACGUAUACUUCAUGGUCUCUCGCACGUGCCAAAGAAGUCUGGCAAACUCAAGUUAGACUACAUAGAUUUGGACGUGGUUCGAGGAUCCUCUUUUCCUAAAGCUAAGCCAAAACACGGUUUGGUCUACCUUAGUCAGCUAUGUGUUCUACGUCUUCUAUUUUUACCUUUUCACCGACAUUGGUGGAUCCAGCAAACUUCCUGCGGUGUUUUUCAGCUGCUCCUGAUUCUCUAUGGAUUUCAAAUGGUCAAUAUGGUCAUAUACUUCACUAGACCUCAAGGGAUCAGCGAUCCUUCUAUUCGGAUAAACAAUGAGACAACCGACAAUCCUGAAAUAAUUUAUCACGAUGUGUCAGCGGAAGAGGUACUGGUACCCGUAUUAAUGAUGUGCAUUCUCAGCCUUCUUCUUUCGCAGAUGGUGUCCACCCAAGCUAACACUCAUUUAUCUCCUCGACGACCGAAAAGUAAAUUGCGGACUAAGCGAACUAAAAGAAGAGUUGGUCGGAGAAUAGGAACUACGCCGUCUGAUUCAAAAUCAUCCCUGGAAAAUGUUGAAACGCAAUCUCCAUCACCACCUAGUGAUCAGAAACCAGACGAUAUCAUAAUUGAGCCUAAAAUAAAGAAACGUUCUUUUUCGGAGGAGAGACAAACAUCUCGAGUCAAAAUAGGGCAACGUUCGUCAUCAUUGCAAUUGGAUUCCACACAUGUCUUACAGCAACCUUUACGCGUUUCUCAGUUAGGAGUUGCCAGGAACCAGCAGCCAGUUGUUUCCAAAAGAAAAGCUUGGUUUUUCUCAUGGCCAGUUCGCCUCGUUGUUCCUAACCGAGUCACAAUCGAAGAUGAGGGAUUUGAUAGUUUUCAUGGCAACAACUCCAGUUCAAGCGAUUGCGAAAAUGAGGAAAAUGCACUGCCUGAAAAAAUAGCCCAGUUGAAUCCCCUCGGAGUUGUGGGAUUGACUGAGAUCAAUGCGGACGACAAAGUUGAAUCCCCAACCGAAAAUUUUAAAUUGGAAAUUAAUGGUAGUGACUCAGUUCCCAGUUGCAGUUCUGACAGUGCUGCUGACGGCCAAGCAGAGACUGCCGCAAAUGCUAUUCAGCCUCUGUUACGGAGACGGCGAAAUUUACCGUCGAUUGCUUUGAAACUCAUUCCCCCAGAAGCAAAUCAAUCUUUCGGGAUUAACUCAGAGAUGGAAUCAGAACGACCCCCUCGAAACCCUAACCCCAAAUGUGUGACAAUCAUGAGCAAUGAGAGACGUUGUGAUAACUCAAUAUUGGCUGGAGAAAGUAGUUAUCAGAGUUCCUGCGAAAGCGAUGGAGACGCUCACUCUUCAAUUGCUUCUCCAAGCUAUAAGCUAUCGGAACCAAGCACUCCCCUGGAUUGGACAGGAGUGACAACCAAUUCGGAGGAAUGUUCUUACAGUUCCGAGUCUCGUUCCGAGUCGGAUGAAAAUGAAACAAACCGCUUUGCCAGUGUAGUAGGUGAUAUAAAUUGGAAUGAUGAACUUGCUUUUUCGUGGGAAGCUCAUGGAACUCCUACAUUAAGUUCGUCGUCGGAUAAAGUCAGCUGUACCGUUUGGGAAGGAUUGGAGGUGAAGAAAGCUGAUCUCUCCGUUCUUGACGUAGCAGCAGCCAUCAUAGCAAAAGUAGAUGUCAUGCCGGAAAGCACGGACUACCUGUGCGGAGGUUUAGUCAUGGCAGGAAUCUUUGCUCUUUUACCCAUCAUUUAUCGAAUAAAUAGCGCCGUUGGGUCAGCCGUUGUUGACAUGCUUCAUCCAAGCUCAUUUCGCAAAGCGCUGCAUAGUACCAAUAUAAUAUGCAAUAUCCUUUUUGGAUCCUCUCGAUGGGAAAAGAUUAUUGUAGUCACUGCAGCAAUGGAGCGCUUCGCAAUGGCUGCGUUCUUUCUCUUUCUCCUAGCAGUGGCCGAGAGAACAUUCAAGCAGCGCUUCCUCUACGCGAAACUCUUCUCUCAUUUAACGUCUUCGCGUAGAGCACGAAAUUCAGACCUUCCACACUUCCGUUUGAAUAAAGUUCGGAACAUUAAAACAUGGCUUUCGGUCCGGUCUUACUUGAAGAAACGCGGCCCUCAACGUUCGGUAGAUUGCAUAGUUUCAGCGGCUUUCAUUAUCACACUUUGUUUGGUAUCGUUCUUGUGCAUGGAAUUGCUUAAGGAGUCUCAAUAUCUGCAUCAGUCUCUCUACAAUUUAGAAGUCCUCUGUUGGUGCCUAGUUUUAGGAGUGUUUUUGCUGAGGUUUAUGACACUUGGCUCCAAGAUCAACAAGAAAUAUAGGAACCUCUCAGUUUUGAUAACUGAACAAAUAAACCUCUAUUUACAAAUGGAACAAAAACCCGACAAGAAAGAAGAAUUAAUGUUGGCAAACAAUGUGCUGAAGUUGGCUGCUGAUCUCUUGAAAGAAUUGGAGAGCCCAUUUAAAAUAUCUGGACUUUCUGCUAAUCCUUAUCUCUACAAUCUUACCAAAGUUGUGGUGCUUUCUGCGCUCUCUGGAGUUUUAUCAGAGAUGUUAGGCUUUAAAUUGAAACUACAUAAAAUUAAAAUACGUUGACUAGGCUAUUGAGUGAGGGCUAGACAGUCUUUCAUAGCUGUGGCGUUUACUCGUCCAAAUUAACGAAAUGAAUUUCAAAUAUAACAAAUUGGGUCGUAAUUCUUUCCGUCUAUUCGAUACCGUACAUCGAGUACAUCUGUAUUGUAUCUACACCUACUAACCUGCAAAGUUUGCUGGAUAAAUUUUAAAAGUUACCUAUAACAUUUUGUUAACCCAAUUAAGUGCAGAGCUUUGGCUAGUUCUAAACUUUAUAAAUAGUAGUGUUCAUGUUAACCCGAUGGAUUGAUCUGUGAUGCCGAGCUAGGUUGAAAACCGUAAUUUGAUCUUAAAUCGGAAACAUGAUAGCUAUUUGAAACAUUUAUGGAACGAUUCUGCAACAGUUGAAUGUAAUCCACAACCUAACAUAACCUAAUAGUGUUGUAAAAAUGUGUUGACGCCUUGAAUACUAUUGGUUGACUGAA
Messenger RNA from Daphnia pulicaria, 3602 nucleotides. It is a transcript of the gene phtf, whose product is annotated as protein PHTF2-like. The record is from RefSeq and is a predicted model, not a curated record. Gene Ontology annotation, cellular component: endoplasmic reticulum. The transcript has 14 exons. The coding region runs from base 502 to 3141 and encodes 879 amino acids. NCBI's taxonomy places the organism in Eukaryota, Metazoa, Arthropoda, Branchiopoda, Diplostraca, Daphniidae.